AUGGGUUCAGUCACUUCGGAGUCGGUUCGCAUGCAGAGGAGGGAUUCGUCGGAUCGGUGCUCCAGCACAAGGAGGCCAAGACUUCUUAGGGCCACCGCGACGGAGCCUUCCAUCACAACCUCGAACGCCAGCCCCAAUGCUCUCGCGACUCAAUCUGGCCGGCGGGCGACGGAACUGUUGAGCCGGGUGGCCUUUGUCUCCGGCUCACCACCGGAAACGGUCCUCAGAUCACCGGCCAUAAUGUCCACGCCUUCAUCCAUGUACGAGAACAUGGACCGUCACGGCUCGCUGUCAUCCUCGCCCGAUAGCAGCCCGGAUGCCUUUGAUGAAUUGCAUCCCCAUCCAUUCUCUGGACGUUAUUUCAGCUUCCCCAGCUUCGACCUGUACGAAGCGAACCAGCAAGACGACGAGAAGUCGGAGACCAAGUCGCCUUGA
This is a messenger RNA of Chaetomium globosum CBS 148.51, 435 nucleotides long. RefSeq lists its product as uncharacterized. The transcript has 2 exons. The record is from RefSeq and is a predicted model, not a curated record. Bases 1 to 435 code for a protein of 144 amino acids. NCBI's taxonomy places the organism in Eukaryota, Fungi, Ascomycota, Sordariomycetes, Sordariales, Chaetomiaceae.